UACAGGACGAGCGUAUGGAACAGUUGGACAAGCGUGAACUGUGCGCUUUAUAGAUAAAAACUUGCACAUGUAGACACCUGGCGUGCGCGUCUACUAUGGGUCCACGGGCACGUUCAAGAUGCAAUGGAAUUGAUAAACGCGCCUUUCUUUUAAAUUGUAGUAGUAAUGUCAACUAGCGGGUGAGAAUGUUGAGAACAGUGCUGCAGACUCAAAUUAGAUUCGUUUAUUGGAUUGGCUGCAACAGAUUAUAGAGCUCCUGUUUCGAAGACGCGGUAUACGAGAAAGACGCGUAUAUUAUCUAAUAAUAUAAUUAUCUAAUAAUUGUACCCCUGUGGACGUCGAAAAAAAACAAGGGCAGCCAUGUUGACCACCUUAAUGGACGGCCUCCUCUGCUGCCUGACAGGGAAGUCGGCCAACGUCGUGGUUCCCAUAGAAACCUCGGAAGCCGCCGACGGCUACGAGUUCGUGGAGGUCAAACCGGGUCGUGUCUUGAGGGUCCGACACAUCAUCCCGGAGCGGGAGGUGGUGGACGAGCCCAGGGGCCCUGGGGGAAGCGUCCACCGUAAGAGGAAGAUCACAGUGUACCGUAAUGGGCAGCUACUGAUAGAGGACCUGGGCGACGCGGCGAGACAGGAGCUGUUACACGCUCAGAACGGAGACACACAACCCAACUGUACCGUAGAGGUGGAGCUUGCAGACCCAUCGUCCAAUCCAACUCCCACCGCUGACCCCAAAGCGGACAAGACCGGGUCAGUGGUUGGAACAGGGGGAGCGGCGACAUCUCCAGCCCCGACCCUCGGGUCAGCCCCAGAUCUGACCCAGCAGCCCCGGAAGCGGCGGCGGAAGCCCAAACGCACAGUGGUGAUUGACAGCGAGAGGAAGAUCACGUCGUGUAAGGGGACACACGCAGACGUGGCAGUGUUCUUCGUGCACGGCGUGGGCGGUUCCCUCGACAUCUGGGGCAGCCAGAUGGACUUCUUCUCCCGUCUGGGCUAUGAGGUCAUCGCGCCUGACCUGGCGGGUCACGGGGCGAGCUCGGCACCUCAGAUCGCGGCAGCGUACACGUUCUACGCCCUGGCUGAGGACAUGAGGGCCAUCUUUAAGAGAUACGCACGGAAGAGGAACAUCCUCAUUGGACACUCCUAUGGUGUGUCGUUCUGUACGUUCCUGGCCCAUGAGUACCCAGACCAGGUCCACAAGGUAGUGAUGAUAAACGGAGGAGGUCCCACAGCGCUGGAGCCCAGCCUCUGUUCCAUCUUCAACCUGCCCACCUGUGUGCUGCACUGCCUGUCCCCCUGCCUGGCCUGGAGCUUCCUCAAGGCUGGGUUUGCCCGUCAGGGUGCGAAGGAGAAACAGCUGUUGAAAGACAACAAUGCCUUCAACGUGUCCUCCUUCGUGCUGCGUGCCAUGAUGAGUGGUCAGUACUGGCCAGAGGGCGACGAGGUUUAUCAUGCAGAGAUCCCAGUGCCCAUCCUGCUGGUGCACGGCAUGUACGACAAGUUUGUUCCCAUAGAGGAAGAUCAACGCAUGGCGGAGAUCCUGUUGCUGGCCUUCCUGAAGAUAAUCAACGAGGGCAGUCACAUGGUGAUGAUGGAGUGUCCCGAGAGUGUCAACACCCUCCUGCAUGAGUUCUUCCUCUGGGAGCCUGACUCCCCACCCAAAUCUAAACCCUGUCCCGAAAUCGCCACCAAGAGACCCGAAACUGCCAAGAUCCCCACCGCAUCCAACGGAGGAGCAACGCCAGAAAGCAAAGCCAAUACCAAGUAACUCAGAAGGGGAUGUGUGGUAUUAACUCCAGUUAAAGCAGACACAGACAGUGUCCGAACAUUGCUGGUUGUCCUAGGCUAUGUCUCCAGAUGCAGGGAGCUGGUUUGAGCUGGUCUGGGCUGGUUGGAGCUGGUCUGGGCUGGUCUGGGCUGGUUUGAGCUGGUCUGAGCUGGUCUGAGCUGGUUUGAGCUGGUCUGGGCUGGUUUGAGCUGGUCUGGGCUGGUUGGAGGUGGUCUGGGCUGGUUGGAGCUGGUCUGGGCUGGUUUGAGCUGGUCUGGGCUGGUUGGAGGUGGGAUUUGAGGAGGUGGAACACAGCACACAGGGUCCGGCGGGCCCAUUUUUGGUCUGAGCCACAAAUGAAAGGAAGGACAGGAGAGCUGGCAGGUAUGGACGGACAGAGUGAUGUAUCAGAGGACAACAAGAUGGAGGUCUAUUGUAUUGUUCCUGGUCCUGUUCUGAUUUACUGACCCUGGCUGGGACUGGAGACAGGUGGGAGAGAACAUUUUUGAGAAGCUCUGAAGAGGUGCUGAGUUGGAGAGGAUGUUCAUGGUGAAUCUGGUUUUGGUUUUGGUUUUGUGUGUUGCUGCUUUGUUGUACCAGUACCCAGGUCUAGACUCAGUCCCCUGUGAUGGCUUGUCAGUUGCCCAACCGCGUGGAAAUGUCAGAGCAGAGGGUGGAUCAGAGAGGGAAAAAUAAUACAUUCGACGAGAUCAAGUGACACAGGGAACGUUGAUAGCCAAUAAGACUGCUUGUUAGGCCCAGACGCAGUCAGUACCAGCGCUAACCGGCCCAAACGGACAACUGCUGCAUAGCUGGUUCUUUUUUUUUUGUUUAGGCGAUAUCGGAGGUGUCUCUGCGUUGGAACUGUCACAUCUGUGAGCAGCUGCUCUCGUCGUCAUAGUCACACAACCACACCCGUUCUUAAAUCCCCUCCCUGCAUUAGGAGGUUCAGAAAUAAGGAGGAUUUCUAUCAGCCUUAAGAGGUGUAGAUUACAACACAUUCCUGUGUUCCAACUUGUAACAAGGCUGCAUGGGGUUAUUACUAAUCCAACUCGGCACAUCCAAUGGCAAUGUCCACGAUAGGUAGAACGCCAGGAGCCGCUUGCUGAUUCGACAGCUCCAACGCUGUUCCACCUCCGACAGGCAGAACUGAUCUGAAUCUAGCCCCCUAUACUACUCACGCCAACGGGUAGACAGAAACCCCAGAACUAACUUCUGUUUCCUUACAGUACUUCUGCACGUGGGGGUUAAAUGUUAUGUAUGACGAUCAACGGUGCUUUUUAUGAACUAGCCUACUACAUUUUAUUUAUGCUGCAUUCAUACAGUAUUUAAAAGCACUUCCCCGUCAGAAGGAUUACAACAGGCAGGCUAACUAUGUUAUAUCUAAAGAUGCACUAUAACAACUUUGAGGGACCGGAGUAAGACUCAUGUUUGACUGUCCUACAAAGUUUCCUUGUGUAUUUUAUGGGGGAAACAAAUAUGUUUCCUUAUUAGCUGCAGGUUACCUAGGAAACACACAGAGGCAGAUGUGUGUUUUGGACCCCUUUUAAGAAGGAGAAUUGUACUGAAUCCUAGCGUUCUAUUUCUCACCAAAACUAUGCUAAACAAUUAUGAUCGUUUGCGGGUUUUCCAGGUAGAAGUGAUAUAAGCUCUGAAAAUGAUAUUCAAACACCAAAAAUUGCUUACAACCUGAGCAUUCUUCAGUGCCACAUAGCCGGUUUUCUCUGUGGUGUAACUAGCAUCCCACUGAUAAGUGUCACAAAGACUGUGUUGAAUAACAGUGUAUUAAUUCAUACUGAAUCAAUCCCUAGCACUGAUGAUCUGCACUGCAGCGCUCUAGAAAAGUAAAGGCAAUAUUCCCACAUUCAUGGUAAAUACUGCAUAUGUUGGUUCAAUUGGAAAUGACCUUCCAAUUUAAGUUGAGCCACAGCGCGGAUCUUCAGUGCCACGGAUUGAAUUAACCCCUUACUCUUUAGCUGGGUGUGCACCAGUGGAGGCUGCCAAGGGGAGGACGGCUCAUAAGAAUGUCUGGAAUGGAGCAGAUGGAACGGCAUCAGACACCUGGAAACCAUGGAAACCAUGUGUUUGAUACCAUUCCACCCAUUCCGCUCCAUCCAUUACCACGAGCCCGUCCUCCCCAAUUAAGGUGCCACCAAAGAUGCCCUUUCACCUGUAUUCCACAGGACAGGCGAUCUCCUGUCCAAUAAGACUGUUACUGAAACUAUUUGGUUUAACUCUGGUCUUAGCACUGCAACAGUCCAGUUACUUCAAAACGAUCACUAUCCCAUUUCCGUUUGUCGAUCCCUCCGAUGUAGCAGUGCACAGCCCUCUGUUACUGUUGGUUAUGGAAAAGUCAGUGUCAGUGGAGGCUGCUGAGGGGAGGACGGCUUAUAAUAAUGGCUGGAACAGAGCAAAUGGAAUGUCAUCAAACACAUGGAAACCAUGGAAACCAUGUCAUUGUUGUAUUUGAUACCGUUCCACUGAUUCUGCUCCAGUCAUUAACACGAGCCCGUCCUCCUCAAUUAAGGUGCCACCAACCUCCUGUGGUCAGUAGGUCACCCACGAACAACAAUAUGCAUUUUGAAAACAUAACACUUAACAGGGCCGUGAGUAUACUUUUGAUAAAAUAUGCAACUUUUACAAGCAAGUAAUGAUGCUUAGAUAUGUAUUGCUGCUGAAAAAAUGAGUGAACAGGAGUGAAUUAAAUUGAGAAUUGAGUUCUCGCUAGUCAGAUGGGUUUAGCUUUAUGAUCCUCAGUCAUGUUCUCAGUGGAACAUCACUAAGUAUUUUAAAUCUGAAUGGUUCUGAAUCUGUGUCAACUAUCAGUAUCACAUUUGUGCCCUUGUGCGUCUUAAAUGUGUCACUGUGUUCGUUUUUGAUAUUGAUUGCAGCAAUGAAGUGCUGGAAGAAUGUUCAGUUCACCAAAAAUAAAAUAUGAGGAAUAUUA
Oncorhynchus keta (chum salmon) is the source of this 4714-nucleotide messenger RNA. It is a transcript of the gene abhd8b, whose product is annotated as abhydrolase domain containing 8b. Lineage: Eukaryota; Metazoa; Chordata; Actinopteri; Salmoniformes; Salmonidae. Bases 361 to 1767 code for a protein of 468 amino acids. Gene Ontology annotation, molecular function: catalytic activity. The record is from RefSeq and is a predicted model, not a curated record. The transcript is spliced from 5 exons.